Molecule: messenger RNA, 1317 nt
Organism: Symbiodinium necroappetens
Lineage: Eukaryota; Dinophyceae; Suessiales; Symbiodiniaceae
Source: the annotation of a GenBank genome assembly
AUGGCGACCUUUCCCAAAACAGCCAACAAGAUGCAGCCCCCGCAGGCGACGGGGCCGAUGCAACCGCCGGUGCUGCUACAGCAGCCGAUGCAGUCCAUGCACGCGGUGCAGCAGUCGCAGGCAAUGCAGCAGGCACCGCCGACAUACAAGGCCUUCUCCGGACCGUUUUUCAAGGAGGACCUCCAAGCAGACCGGUACAAGACGUCGCACGAGUUCUUCUUGGACACCGGACUUCUGAAUGGGUUUUGUCGUCGUGGACGACGCCGGCUGCAAGAGAUCGAAGAAGCCACGAAUGCCACCGUGAAGCUUGACCGUAGCCGUGGCGUGCUGAAGGCGUUUGGCACCAUAGAAGCCAUCCAGCAAGUGCAGCAGCAGCUGGAAAGCAUGAUGGGCCCUCGCAAAGAGAUCUCACGUGCCGCGUGGGCUGAGCUUAUGCGCACGAGGACAGGGCAAGAAGAUGGAGUAGCGUUGCAGCGGAUUCAGAAUCAAAGUGGCUGCCGGUUGCACAUCGAGCGAUCCAAGUCUGAAGUGAGGCUGUUUGGCUCCAAAGAGGCCGCUGCAGUGGCAGACCGGCUUUUGGACGACUUUCAAAAAAUGUGCAUGGAGCGGUUCGUCCCAUGCCCCAACAGCGGCAUGUUGGACUUGGACCGCCUCAACGAGAUGGCACAGGUCCUUUGCGUCACGUUUCGGCUGGAAGAAAACGUGAUCUUCAUCCUUGGGGUGGAAGACGUGGUGGUGGCCGCAGCACAGGAGUUGAGCAAGUACCUCUCCAACCCCGGAGCUUACAGAGCGCCAGAAGCAACGGAUGCAUGUGCGAAAAUCUCCACGAAGGUGUCCAUGCUUUGCAACCUGGAUGCCAGCCCGGGGACGACUACCGCAUCGGGUGAGGUCUUCGAGAGUGGCAGUGAGCUGGGAGCCGAUUGGAGUCCUUCACAGGGGCAGCAGCCAGCAAAUUCUCCCGGCUUCGGUGUCCUGUCCUCUACUCCUCCAUGCAUGGCAUCGCCAUCGUCCUAUGGCAGCCCGGGAGGUAUGCAGCAGCCCCUGAUGCCACGGGGGAUGUUUGCCGAUCCAGAUGGACACCAUUGCAAUCACUGCGGAGCGCCACGUUUCUGUGGCCAUUGUGGGAACCAAAUCUGGACGAUUCAGUCGUCAGGUGCCCCUUUGAUGCUGACGCCGGCAACCCCUCAAAUCUUGUCAAUGGAGCAGCAGCAGAAGCAGAACUUCGCGCAGCUCCAGCCCAACUAUUUCCAGGUCUGCGCGCCGCAGGGUCCUCAUGGUGUCAUGGCAAGCAUGGGACCACUUCCAGUCGGUCGCUGA